This is a messenger RNA of Halichondria panicea, 8563 nucleotides long. RefSeq names its product hemicentin-1-like. The record is from RefSeq and is a predicted model, not a curated record. Gene Ontology annotation, molecular function: protein binding. The transcript is spliced from 27 exons. The coding region runs from base 30 to 8486 and encodes 2818 amino acids. Lineage: Eukaryota; Metazoa; Porifera; Demospongiae; Suberitida; Halichondriidae.
UGAAAGAUUCCUCAAGCUGUGCCAUAAUUAUGUCUAUUUUGAAUAUUAGUCUAUUCAUACAAGGAUACUUCAUAGGUGUAUUGGUAGCUAGCUGCAUGGAUAGUCUGUGCUUUUACAAAGAUAAUCUAAUUGGGAUGCAGUGUAUCUUACUGGCAAUAUUGUGGUUAAUGGUUUUUCACCUCGCAGCUAUUAUCUCGGCUCAGUUGACAGUUCUCACUGGACUUGAAGCCCUCGUCUCUUCCAGUGGCAGUGUGGUUGAGGGAUCAGUGAUCCAGAUCUACUGUGCUGUAGAGGAUGACACCACUGUCACCUUCACAUGGACUCUCAAUGGAAGCUCUCUGUUGAACGAUCCAUCUCACAUUCGUAUCAGGGAAGACAAUCUCCCUGAGCGUUCAGCAUCAUUGCUCACUGAUGAUUCCACAUCUCUGCUCACUGUCGACAACUUCAGAGCAUCUGACAAUGGAGUAUACCAGUGCACUGCUACUAGUGGAGCUACUUCUGGCAAUGGAACUGCUGUCAAACUAACAGCUGUGCCCUCUACUGCUGAUGGGACACUGAUGUUGACUGAUCAGCCCUCUCUGAAUGAACCUGUUGACCUCAGUGCUUCCCUCAAUGACAACCGCACUGGGAUAGCUCUUGGUGACACUGUCGAUGGUUCUCUACUGAUAUGCACUGUUGGACACCAAGGUGAUGGAGUGAUGGACUAUUCCACCCCGUCUGUGGUGUGGGUGAGGAGCGGACAAGUUGUGGAUGACUCUGACUCACGAAUCACCAUCACCUUGACCACAAUGGUCAAUGGACAAGUAACCAGUUUUCUGACUAUCAAUAACUUUGGACUACCUGAUGCAGGAGUGUACCAGUGUGUCAUCACUGAUGACAGUGAUGGUGGGGAGGUCAUCACCUCAAUACCUUAUCAAUUGGAUACAGGUAACACCAUUCGUAUUGAGAGAGUCUCUCCUGAGGUCAUUAUUUUACGUCCUCCCGAGAAGCUGGUCAUUGAAGUGAGGGUGUCAGGAGAUUAUGAAGUGAUGUUCUGGCGCAAAACGACUAUAAGCGCUUUCAUACCUGGUCAAAUGCGUCCUCAAGAGUUUCCCAACUAUUCUGAGACAUUUGUACGAGACAACACCACUGCUGGUAAUGAGGGGUUCUAUAUUGUUCAGCCUCAAUUCAAGUCUGGAACAACUCAAACUCAUACCCUCACACCAAGUGGUGGUGUUGAUUUUGGCGUUAUUGCGCCAGUCGACGCAAUCACAACAUCUCUCAACACCUUUACUGUUGUGAUCCUCGAGGGAGGCAGUGCAGACAUCUCCUGUAGAUCAGUGGGAGCUCCCGUUCCUAGUAUUACUUGGGAGUUCAGCAACCAGACUACUGAGUUUAAGCAAACAGAUACAGAGACACCAUUUGUAGCUACACGGACUGGAACUAUUGGAAACAUAGAUGUUGUCGUAACUCCUGGUAACAUUGAGUCAUCCCUCCAUAUUGUGAGUGCUACAUACCCUGAUCAUGAUGGAGUGUACACUUGUAUUGGAACCAAUUCUGAUGACCAUACUGUCGCCAGCAGCAGUGCCUUCAUCACUGUACAAAUAAAUGUUGUUCCUGAGGUGGAGAUCAUAGCUACUGAUACUGUUGUCGGUAUUGGAAAUAAUGUCACCAUCACUUGCUUCGUACUAAGGGGAAAUCCCUUUAAUUACAUGUACACCAAUACUAAGACUGAGACUGGCAAUACAACAACUGGACCAACCCGUAUUUUGACUGACAUUCAGAUGACUGAUGUUGGUACCUAUCGCUGUGAUGUCGCCAAUGAUGCUGGAACUGGGACCAGUAAUACUGUGACAAUUGAGCUGGGAGACCCCCCUAUUGUGACCACCAUUCAGCUGGACCCUGUGAUACUGAACAACAACGUGGACCUGGUCUGUGUUGUAACUGGAGACACUCCUAUACAAAUUGUUUGGAAGCGGUUUGUAGCCAAUACUGUAGAAAUUGUUUACACUGGGAAUGACACAACUGGUGGAAACUUCAGUUUAAUAGCCACUACCGAUAACUAUGGCGUGUACCAAUGUAAUGCAGCUAGUCGUUUUGGAAUCGACUCUUCUUUCAUUAUCAUCGUUCAAGCUUUUGGUCCCACCCUUCUUGCUGAUGCUGACGUUGAAGUUGUAGCUGGUUCUACUCUCACCUUGAACGUGACCAUCACUGACUUCAACCUUCCACUGACUGAGAUCACCUGGUUCAUAGAUGAUGUUCCUGCUACAGCCAUCACUGGGAGAACAGGAGUCAUCACCAUCACAAACACCAGCACCACCUAUCCACCAGCCACCACCACACUCACUCUAGACCCUGUUCAGCUACCCAGUGAGAGUGGCCUGUAUUCUGUAACAAUCGUCAAUCCUGCUGGGAUGGACACCAUCACCUUUAAUAUCACUGUUACUGUCCCUGCUAACAUCAUAUUCCCCGCUGGUUUGGUUGACCUACUCGUGCCCGAGGGACAUCAAACCACCCUGACAUGUACUGCUCGUGGAUCCCCAGCACCUGUGUUUGUUUGGUUUAGGAAAAGUGAAGUUGUUGACACUGGUGAUGCCAGGCUUCAAAUUUCUACAUUGGAAAUGUCUACUGGUUUUAUUGACAUAACUUCUCUGCUCAUUAUCACACUAGUAGACAGAACUGACUUUGGUAUGUUCAGAUGUGAGGCUCGUAACACCAUACUGGGUGCACCAUCUAACAACUUUCAGAGCUACAACCUAACUGUAAAUUUUCCCCCUACAAUUCUUGAGGACCCUGUUCCAGUGUCUGUGUUUUCCCCCAGCCCACUCACACUGACCUGCACAGCUGAAGGCUACCCUCGGCCAACCAUAGCCUGGACAAGGACGUCUCCCACUAGAGAAGUGACUGAGUUUUCCCUACCCAUGGACAAUGUUGACCUCACAGAGACAGCUAAAGGACUCAAUGUAACCAGUAAUCUGACAAUCCUAGUAACUGGUGAACUGGACACUGGAAACUGGAGCUGCAGAGCAAACAACAACUUUAGAGAGAUUGUCAGUCGUCCAGCUGAAGUCGUGAUAUGUUUUGGUGCUCAAAUUGUUUUUCCAAUGAGUAGAGAAAUUUUCCGAGUCAAUGAGACAGAAAACAUCACCUUUACAUUUGUAGCCAUUGGACUACCUCCACCCUCCAUCUCCUUCUUCAAUGGAGACCAAAAAGUUGGACUGCCUCGAUUUAUUGUAGAGACCCAACCAGCUGAGCUGUUACCCAAUACAACGUUUCUAGUGACUGCUUCACUCACUCUUAUCAAUGCUACGGAUGGGGACAGUGGUGACAAGGGGAUCUGUCGAGCCAUGAAUACUGUGGAAGAACUUAACAAGACAAGAAUGGAUGAAGUUGCUAUUGAGGUGGUGGUGAAUGUUGCUCCAUCCAUCACGGUCUCUCCUAUGGAUGUCAGUGUGGUCUCUCCUGAUCCUGCCCUGUUCUCCUGCACUGCUGACGGUGUUCCCAGACCAACUAUCUCCUGGCUCAGGGUGGACAAUGGGACUGAGGUCGAUGUCACUACAGACUCCAAUGCACAGAUUAGUAACGCUCCUAUAAAUCGUACUAUCGUGAGCAAUCUCACAUUCAACGAGACUCUGCCAGUCAGGUCGGGAGUGUACAUCUGUGUUGCCUCUAACUUGCUUGGAUCAGCUACAGAGAUGGCACAGCUAACUGUUAAUGAUCUACCUCGGAUCCUCACUCCUGUGAUCAAUUUCACUUACAUUGUGAAUGAAAGCGAUUCAGUCACAUUUAACUGCUCUGCUAGUGGUAUUCCAGCACCAACUAUCAGUUGGCUCAGAGUUGGUCAGAAUGGAUCAGCUACCAAUAUUGACGAUACUCGCUUUUCCAUCUCUCAAUCUCAAGUUGAUGAUAACUAUGAGCUACCUGAUGGCAGGGGUACUGGUUUCCUAGUUACCUCACAGCUAGCAAUCUCAAUCACACAAGACGAGGACUCUGGUCAGUAUCAGUGCUUGGCUGAGAAUGAUGUCGGGAAUACAACAAGAGAGUUUGAGCUAGUUGUGCAAAUUGUUCCUGAGUUCACAAUGGAUCCUGAUGAUGUUGAUGUCACUGAGAGAAUGUCAGCUCCAUUCCUGUGUGCAGCCACUGGCCGGCCACGUCCUAGCAUCACGUGGUACAGGGAUGACACCAACGACUCACUCCUGGCUGUGAAUGUGUCUGAUCCAAGAGUUAUUGUGACUGAGACUGAGAUGGGAGAAAGAGAGCUAAUUAGUAACUUGACUAUAAACGAUGUCCUCCCCUCUGACAGUAAUGUGUAUCGCUGUAUUGCUGAGAAUGAUGUGGACAGUGACAUGCGUAAUGCAACCCUAACAGUCAAUGUGUUGCCAGUGGUAACUAUUGUCUAUCCUGAAGUUGAACUAACAAACUACACUGUGAAUGAGACGGACUCUAUUAUUUUCGAGUGUACAGCCACUGGUAUCCCUGCUCCUGAGAUAGACUUUGACUUUGGUGUCAUCACGGCUAGAGUUGACGUUAGGGAGAGCUCUUCACCUGUUGAAGAAACAAGAAUCCAGGAUGGAGAAACUGUCUACCAAGUCACAAGAACUGCCAUGAUUAACAGAACAAUGGACUCUGACUCCGGAGUGUACAUGUGUGUGGCGAAUAAUGAGUAUGGAAUGGACCAGGAAUCAUUUGAACUUAUUGUACAAGUGUCUCCAACUAUCACUCAAAGCCCAGUGGGUGUCACAGUCAUUGAGGGCAACACUGCUGUGUUUGUUUGUCAGGCCAGUGCUCUUCCCAUACCAGCCGUUAACUGGGACUAUUACGACCCAGUCUCAAACUCCACCUCUCGUGUCAUGGAUAAUGCUGAUUAUGAGAUUAUUGCACUGGAUGGUGACAGAAAUUUGACGAGCACUCUUACAGUACUGUCUACGAAUGUGUCUGAUUUCGAAGAGUACAGGUGUACAGCUAUUAAUGUGGUGGGGAUGGUCAGCGCAACUGCAAGUCUUUCUGUACACGUUCGUCCAAUGAUCACCUCCUUGGAGCCUGAAGAUAUGCUGGUGGUCAACCAGACUAACUCAGUGACCUUUGUCUGCACAGCCACUGGACUACCCACUCCAUUGGUGCAGUGGUAUCGAGGUGACCUUCUCCUCAAUGGAACUGGAAUGGGCAUUAACUCACGAGUGGAACUGAAUAACACGAUGAUGGAUGGGUCACUAGGGCAGAUUAGCACUGUGAUAAGUAUGAUCACUAUCAUUGACACAAUUGGUGGUGAUUCAGACACAUACUCCUGUGUGGCCAGUAAUACUCUGAUUAACAAUGGUGUAAUGGAGGACGGAAGAAAUCAACAAGACGUUACUCUCUUUGUUCAAGUUCCAUCUGAUGUGAUUUCCUUGCCUGUUAAUCAGAGGAUAAUAGCUAAUGAGUCAGAAUCAGCUACUCUCAGCUUCAUUAUUGAGAACGCCUCCCCUGUUGUCAUAGUGUCUAACAUUCGCUGGUACUACUCGGCUGAUUUUGCCUUGUCAUUGUCUGCUAGUGGUUCUGAGUUUCAAGAGAUUACAAGUCUCCCCAGUCGUACAUCAAAGUCUACCCUCACCUUCUCCAGUGAUCGUCUCAGCCUGACCAUUGACAAUAUUGUUCAAGCUCGUAUGACUGGUGAGGAAACUGAUGCAGGACGAUACUUUCUGCAAGCCACUAAUGAAGCUGGGAGUGACAACUCAUACAUUGAUAUUGUUGUGAAUGGACCACCAGUGAUAAUCAAUCCUCCAAUGGAUCAGUUCAUAAUUAACAAUGGAUCCAAUGCUGUGUUCUCUUGUGAUGCUCUGGCAUCUCCUGAUCAUACUGUCUCGUGGACGUUCACUGAUUUCAACGAAACGGUGACGGACAUUGUCAGCAACAUUAAGUACACCAUUGUAGGUGAUCGUAAUGAAAGUAGAUUCGGAGAGCUGACAGUAACGAAUGUGACCUAUGAGGACAGAGGAGUGUACACCUGCUCGGCUGCUAAUACCAUUGGAACUGAUACUGCUUCUGCAAACCUUACUGUUCAUGUGACCCCUGUGAUUGUCGACAUAUUUGCUCUGGCUGAAGUACGACUGGGUGUACCUGCUGUUCUUGUGUGUCUGGUCACUGGCUUCCCCAUUCCGUCCAUCUCCUGGAGGAAGGACGGGGAAAUAGUCAACAUUUACAGUGAUUCCUCACUCUCAGCAAGACUGGACGUUAUCAAAUUUGCCGCAGUGUCCAUGGACACGAACAAUAGUGCUGAGUUUGAGAGCAGUGGGUACACAGGCAGUGGCAGUAUAAUGGGCCUGCUCAUGAUGUACACUGAUGUCACUGUGGAUCAAGUACGUCAGUUGGGAGAGCUUGGAGUUGUCGGGUUGCUGUCGUUUAAAAAGACGGUGAGGGGUGACACUGGCGACUACACAUGCACUGGAACAAACAUGCUUCCUGAGACAAUCACCUUGAGUGACGUGUCCAACAAUAUACCACUAUUUAUCUUAGAACAUCCGGACUCCCCUGCUAAUGUAAACACUCGUGAUGUUGGUACUCGCUGGGUGGUUCUUAGUUGGACACUCUCUUUUGACGGCAACAGACCAGUGACCAAUUUCUCUUUGUACAUACGCUCUGUGGAUGUCUCGGACAGUUUCACUCUGAUCAGUACCCUCAUUCCUAGUGACCUGAUGAGCUCUGCAGGGGAGCUCAUGUACAAUGUAUCAAUGCAGGGGGUGAUUCUCCCCUACACCAACUACUCUUUCACUGUAGACGCCUGCAAUGACAUUGGCUGUAGCAAUCGGAGUGACCCAUCUCCUAUAGUAUCGUCUGAUCAGGACGCCUCUUCCCCGUCUACUGGAUUGACAGCUGAGCCCACUGAGACAACUAUCACACUGACCUGGACAGGACCAGACAUGCCAAAUGGAGUCAUCACUCAGUAUGAGGUUUCAUUUGUCGGGACUCGAGACUACGCUCCAAGCUUCAGUCACACAAGUACCAUGCUAUUAUCUUUAGGAGACGUUUAUUCUCCGGCCAAUAACAAUUUUGGAAAAACUCUAAUUGACCUCUUCCCUAACACUCAGUACACAGUGUCAGUGUUUCCAGUCAACGAAGCUGGCAAUGGAAUGCCAAAUACCAGGACUGUGAACACACUGAAUGCUUCCCCACCUCCUGCUGUUGUUGAGCCGUCGUCAGUUUCUGAAGAGGAGGUCAUUAACAGCGACCCACAAACAGUCACCAUUGGUGUUGCCUCAUUCUCAGAAGACAGUGUUGUCAUAACUCACUAUCAAGUUAUUGUGGUCUUCCUUCCUGAAGGAACAGCAAUAAGCGAUCUAAACCCAGACUCACAGGUUCAAUUCCCCCAGCAAGAUCUUGGAACCUAUGCUGACCUUUCUUGCAAUAGCAAACCCUCUUUCCCGUAUGCUUAUGUUACUGCUGAGAUGAGUGGUGACCUCUAUAACGGCCUCACAGGAAACAAGUUUGUGGUUGGACAGGAUAAGGACGAUGACGUUAAUUCUCCGAAUGACCGUCCUAAUCGUUACACCAAUGGACCGCUGUGUUUCGCUACAAGAUACACUUUCUUUGUACGUGCAUUCUCAGCAUCUGGCUCAAAUCAGAUGGGACGCAGAGCAGUAAGACAGACUGAUCCAGAUAACAGACAGUAUGUAAACUUUGCAUCUAGUGGCUAUGUCCAAUCUACGGCUGAAAUUCUCACUUCAAUAUUGCUGAUUCAGCUUCGACUUGUUGGUGUGAACAGGUGUCAACAAUGGGUGGCUGAGGAUAUUCAACAAAAGUUGAACACUUUAAACAAUACCCUCUCUACAAACGUCAACGAAAGAUGCCACUGUGGAUUUUCUGUUCUUAAUAUUAUGAAUCCCAAGUUUCGCUGCUUCGCGGAAUCUGAAGAUGCUGUAACAUACCGAGCUGAAGUUAGUGGAACUCAAACAGCUUCGGCGGUUGAGAUUGCAAACUAUAUUGAAGACUGGCUGGCUGAUGGAGCAAUCGUGGCUUUUGAAUUCCUCUUGAUUCCUGUGGAUAGUACUUGUCAAGUUAUUCUAACUUCAAUUGCUGAUCCAGAAUGCAUGAACCCCACACCCAUAUCUCCCACGUCAGCACAGUUUCCAGUAGCUGCUGUUGGUGGGGCAAUCGGUGCAGUGAUAUUUCUGUUCUUUUUUUGCAUAAUUCUGAUUGCCAUGAUCUACAUCAAGAUCCGCAUAAAACGGACAAGAAGCUUUCAUCUUGCCAAAAACAGGCCAGCAAUUGAGAUGAGUGCAGCAGAAGGUAAUGUAGACACACAAGAAGGGGAAUAUGAAAUUCUGGACAUUUUCCAAGAUGAAUCUACUCAGCAAGCAUCCUCUACUCCACAUGUUUACGAUGUUGUUGAGCUUCCAACUAUUUCCCCCAGUGCACCACCACCCCCUGCGGCAGAAUAUGACUACAUUACUAUGGAGACUGUAGUUAGCGAUGAUACUAAAGAUUUUGAGUUUACGGAGUGUGCUGCAUAUAGUGUGACUGGUAGACGUUAAUUUUGCAGCUGUAUAUAUGUGUGUGUUAAUGUUGUUAGGAAACGAAGAACGUGCAUGAUGGUAGCUAACUUCAUUCU